GGGCGUGGCGUGCCGCGCUGUGCCGCGCUGUGCCGUGCGGGCGGGCUCCACCCACGUGCGGCGGCGCGAGCACACAUCCCGCACGUAGCCGGCGUAUUAAUCAGCGCGGGGCCAUCUGCCGCGCCGGCCGCACCGUGGUCGGGGGUCGCCGGUUCUGCAUCCUGCACGCUGUUCGGGCUCCCGAAGCAUUGCCGUCCCGCAGCUACGGGCCGCGGAGUGCAGCCCAGCCCAGCCUGCCGCGGCGGAGAAACUUUUCUCUCGCCUCGCCUCGCCUAGCCCCGCGCCGCGGCGGAGCCCCUGUCCGGCUCGGCCUGGAGCCCGCGGCGGCCCGGGCGGCAUCGCCUCCCGACGUGGGCGCCGGCAGGGCAGCGGCGCGCCUGUCCGUCCCCGCCGCGCCAUGCCGUUGGGGCACAUCAUGAGGCUCGACCUGGAGAGAAUCGCCCUGGAGUACAUCGUGCCCUGCUUGCACGACAUCGGCUUCUGCUACCUGGACAACUUCCUGGGGGAGGUGGUGGGGGACUGUGUGCUGGAGCGGGUGAAGCGGAUGCAUCGCGACGGGGAGCUUGCCGACGGGCAGCUGGCCGGCCCCAGCCGCGGCGUGGCCAAGCGGCACCUCCGCGGCGACCAGAUCAAGUGGAUCGGCGGCACGGAGGAGGGUUGCGAGGCCAUCAACUUCCUCCUCACGCUGAUAGACCGGCUGGUGAUGUACUGCGGGAGCCGGCUCGGCAAGUACUACGUGAAGGAGCGAUCCAAGGCUAUGGUUGCUUGCUAUCCUGGAAAUGGAACUGGGUAUGUUCGUCAUGUGGACAAUCCAAAUGGCGAUGGGCGCUGCAUCACCUGUAUUUAUUACCUGAAUAAGAACUGGGACUCCAAGCUGCAUGGUGGAAUUCUCCGGAUAUUCCCAGAAGGAAAGUCCUAUGUAGCAGAUGUUGAGCCGAUUUUUGACCGAUUACUUUUUUUUUGGUCAGAUCGAAGGAACCCACAUGAAGUUCAGCCUUCUUAUGCAACCAGAUAUGCCAUGACUGUGUGGUAUUUUGAUGCCGAAGAAAGAGCAGAAGCCAAAAAGAAGUUCAGGAACUUAACUGAUGCAAGGAAGAGAGAAGCACCUCUUAACGAAGACUAAUCAACUGUUCCUGAACUCCUUGUGAGGAAAUAAGAUUCCCAAAGAUGACUUCCACUUCCAGCGAACAAGGGCAAAUGCUUGUUAUGCACGAGAACGCACUGGUUGUGUCUAGCAUGUGCAUCUUACGUUGAUGGUACUUAAGGCAGCUUUCUGUCAUGCCUGCACCUGGUAGAAGGAACACUUGUUUUCUAUUUGCCUUUUGCUGGAAAAAGUAACCAGGGUUAAAGGAAAAAGAAAAAAAAAAAAAGAGUAUCAAUAAGUAGUGGCUCAGCCAACUGGCUUUUGAUCACUCUUGUAACCAAGAUAAUGAUCAUUGGAACUAGUGAUAAAAUACUGAGUCUUAUUUGCACUUUAUGUGGGGGGGUAGGGGAAAUCUAGCUCAAUGGGAAGGAGCUUUACAAGUUUAAAAUCUGUGACAGACUGCUAAUGGGCAAGGAGAGAUAUUGGAAAUCUGAAAUUAAAUUGGAUUUUUGUAGAGUGUCAUCUUAUGGUCUGUCCCACAUGGGCCUGUUGACGUACUGUUCAUCACUUUGCCAUGCUCAGCUUUUUGAUAGCAUGACUUUCCAAAUGAAUUUUCGUCUACACAGUCAUUGCGUUUCCUGGAAUUUGUUUGCUUUUCAAGAGUCAAGUUCUAGCUGUGCAGUUGCACUGCCCUUUCUGUCCCAGGACUGAAGGGGAAUUAGUUAUGCAUCUGUCCACAACUUUUGUAAAAACACUUCCUUCCUGUUCUGAGCAGGAUGGGUUGUAUUUUCAUGGUUUGGUAAAGGAGCUGUUUUCUCCCAAAAGUUUAGUGAACUUAGAAGGCUGAUGGCACACAAUGUGUUAGCACUAAAGGCCAAUGAUGCAUAGAGUUAAGUGUUGUUUUCAUGACUUCUCCAUCUACUAUGUUUUGUAUGACACAGACAUGAAUCUGAAAAGUACAUCUGGCAGUCUGGCAAGUGUAUGACAAAUAAUGGGUAACUUAGACUUUAUUUCUAUGCUGCUUAUCCUUAGUUAACACACUUGUUUAACUUUGCAUGUGUAUGUAAUUUGAAUGAAACAGCAAUUCUGUUUCAACAGAUCUGUUACACCAGAUAACUACUUCUGCUGUGCCCAAGCUGUGAGAUCGGAGUUAUUCAAAUGGCAAAGCACCUUUUUUUUUGUCUCUCUUUUUCCUUUUUUUUUUUUUUUUUUUUUUUUUUUAAUUUUUUUUGACCAGCACUUACUAUGCAGUUCAGAAUAGCUCAAUGAAGCUGGGAGCUGGCAGUGGAUGUAUUUAUGAUUCACAUAAUUGUUCUUAACCUAAUACACAAGACAAAAAUGAAUGCGAGUGUAUGUCAGACCCUACGAAACGUAUGACAGACACCCUCUUCAGUGACCUGUGUUGCCAUGCCACCAGCCCACAGUGGGUAAGGUGGUCUGUCUGAACCACCAGCCCCUGCACUGCUUCACCACGCAGUGCUAGGCUGUCGUGCUGGUGAUGGGUCUCCAGGCCAGCUCUGUUGCGCUUGAGCUGGGGAAUGAAAAGGUAGUGUGCAAUGGCAACUAUUAAACAUCAGCAACAGAAGGGUAAUAGCUGUAUAUGACAGAAAAAAACCCAAAACUUUUGUGACUUAACAAAUGGUAAUAGAAGUGGAGUAUUUUUUAGCAGUUCUGUCUCUAAAGAGAGAGAAAAAAAAAAAGAAAGAGCUAGGCAUCCUUCAGCCUGUCCUUGAAUUCUGAAUGUAAGUACAGUAGUGCUAAGAAACACCUCAUUCUCUCUGGCUUCUCCCAGAGAUCCAGCUGUGGUCUUACGGGCUGGACUUAUUUCCGCCUGACCACUGUGCACCUUAAGAGAGCAAUAUGAGGGAACAUGUGACAUAUUCUUAUAAUUCAAGACUAGAAAAAGACAAAUAAUCUGAUAAAUGUCCUUUUAUGUUAGGAAAAACAUUAUUCUACUACAGUUGCUUCUAAGUAACACAGCAAUAGACUUGAAUGAAGCUUGACAAUAACUUGAAAUUCUCAUUCUGCAAUGUUCAUGUAGGAGGCGAAAGAUUUAGGGCUCUUCCCUGAGAGUGAGGUAACCAUCUGAAAGAUGGGAGGUGUUGAAAAGGGGGGCUCACAGGAUUAUUAUUUAAAAAAUGGGGUGGGGGGGAAAGCUAACCUGUUGUAUUGCUAUGCAAAGUUGAUAAUGGCAUGUGAAUUUGACUCUUCUACAUGAUUUUAAAAGGGGCAAAGACACCUAAACCAGAGCAGAACACGUCUUGCUUUGCCAUUAGAAACUGUAACCUAAAAAAAAUGCACUAGAAAGAGAUGUUAGUACACAUCUCACUGGAGCCUAGAACAGCAGAAGAACAAUGAGGUGGGAGGGGAAGGUUUUGUAUAAAGGCUGAAAAAGAAAGGUACUUCAGUUACCACUAGUGCUACCACCUGGCUUCAGCAGUGGUCAGCAACAUGUGUGUGGUGGGUAGAGCAUAGAGCAGUAUAGAUUUUUAUUGUAAAUAAAGUACACAUUUUCAUUUUUGGCCAAUAUAUUUCUGAUCUAGAUAGAGGAGAAAGCAAUUAUUCUCAGAGAGCAGUCUUUAUUAACACACAUAAUUAAGUACGAAAAAGUUGAGGGCACAGGAUUUUGGAACCAGUUCCUCAGUUCUCUAUUCUAGCCCUUUACCCUGUUUCCAGAUCAGUGGAAUGAUCUCCUUGAAGAUGAUGUAGUUUAAUGGGGGCAAAAGGGUGUUGGUCAUGUAGGAAUCCACUAGCUUGAUGUUUUCUACACAGAUUUCUCUUGCCUGUCUCUGGAAUUGUUGCAAACUGUUCUGCAUGAAUGAAUUUUUCUGAAGAAUUCUGGGAGAAGCAGGUUGUUGCUGUAGGGAGGGCAUUUGAAGGAGACUUUCCCUUGCUUGUGUUUUGUCUUUGUGGCAAGCUGUUUGAAACAUCUAUGGCUAAACAGCACUUGUCACCCAGUUGUGAAGAAGAGUGAUUUCUCUAAGGCAUUUAAUUUUUUAGACCGCCAAAAGUUUUGCUGGUUUCUUUUUUCCUCAACAUUUAGGUAAUGUGCCUUCGUCAUUCAUAUCUGUGAAGAUGUUACUUGCCACCAUGUGUGUGUCAUGUAAGGUUUUCAUGGCUCUAUGAGAAAUAUAGUUGCCUUUCCAAAUGUAAUUGCAUUGGAAAAAUAUGCAGAGCCACCAGGCCACAAUUUCUUACAGGUGGAUUUUGUUGAGCAGGGAAUAAAAGGCCAGGAGACAGUGCUGAAAAUCAAGAUAGUAUUUGUAUUCUUAAACUUAUAACCACUGGCCUUUUGAGCAAAGUAGCCUCUAAUAUAUCUUGCUUUCUCUUGAUUACUUCUGGUUCUAUGAGGAAUGGCCUCUGCAGAGUACUAUCUAAAAUGAUCCACUUUCUUUUCCUUCUCUUUUUAAACAGUUUUAGUCCUUUCCUAUUUUUUAAAAUGUUGGAAUAUGUUAUAUAUAUUUGUUGUUGUUGUUGCAAAAUAGCUGGCUCUAACAUCACUUGCAUCUAGAAGAAAAUGUAUCUAUUUGCAGGCAAAUAACUAGUUUUACUUUCACUGUGAUAUACUCCCAGCAGAUAUCUGAGAGUGAGUUAUGACUACAUCUUCUCUUGUCAGGUUGUAUGCUGGUCAACAAUGCUGGCACUUUGCUUCGGAUCAAUAUAGAACUCCCUAGUAAUAUUUUACCAUACAUCACAUUUUGUGUUCCUGUUACUAUUAAAAUCAAACACAAAAACAAAACUGUGGCAGGAGUCAAUAAACACUGGGUCAUGUUAAAUGUCCUGUGCA
Strigops habroptila (Kakapo) is the source of this 4871-nucleotide messenger RNA. RefSeq names its product egl-9 family hypoxia inducible factor 3 (gene EGLN3). The coding region runs from base 398 to 1123 and encodes 241 amino acids. Gene Ontology annotation, cellular component: nucleus; cytoplasm. The record is from RefSeq and is a predicted model, not a curated record. Lineage: Eukaryota; Metazoa; Chordata; Aves; Psittaciformes; Psittacidae. Gene Ontology annotation, biological process: cellular response to hypoxia; peptidyl-proline hydroxylation to 4-hydroxy-L-proline. The transcript is spliced from 5 exons. Gene Ontology annotation, molecular function: L-ascorbic acid binding; ferrous iron binding; peptidyl-proline 4-dioxygenase activity.